Messenger RNA from Suillus subalutaceus, 2246 nucleotides. Its product is annotated as heat shock protein. Gene Ontology annotation, biological process: cellular response to unfolded protein; protein refolding. The transcript is spliced from 8 exons. Bases 159 to 2156 code for a protein of 665 amino acids. The record is from RefSeq and is a predicted model, not a curated record. Gene Ontology annotation, cellular component: mitochondrion; cytoplasm. Gene Ontology annotation, molecular function: ATP binding; ATP-dependent protein folding chaperone; heat shock protein binding. NCBI's taxonomy places the organism in Eukaryota, Fungi, Basidiomycota, Agaricomycetes, Boletales, Suillaceae.
AAUCACUUACAAAAUCACUAUGAUGAUCGUUUGAACGUUGAAGAAAGUCCUAUGGAUUGCAACAAAAUCAAGCUACAGUGCUUUGCUUGCCGGAAUCCCGAACGUUCCACGUUUCUCGGUUUCUUUUUGGCUGAUUCACCUUUUCGACCUCUUCCUCCAUGUUCACUGCAGUUCGUUCCUUCCGCAGCGCUGUUGCCCGCACUGGCAACUAUGCCGCUCUCCCGCGGUCUUCGAUCGCGAGGAAUAUGAAUACCAAAGUUUCCGGACCUGUCGUUGGUAUUGACUUGGGUACAACGAACUCAUGUGUUUCCGUCAUGGAGGGGAAGACGGCGCGUGUGAUUGAAAAUUCCGAGGGUGCCCGGACAACACCCUCUGUUGUUGCAUUCACAAAACACGGUGAACGUCUGGUCGGCCUACCCGCAAAGCGCCAGGCCGUUGUCAACCCUGCCAAUACGGUCUUUGCAUUCAAGCGGUUGAUUGGUCGGCGAUACAAAGACAAGGAGGUUCAGGAAGACGUAAAGCAUUGGCCUUUCCAUGUUGUAGAAAAAUCUGAUGGUCGACCAGCAGUGGAGGUCGAAGCCGGUUCAAAGAAGCAGCAAUACUCUCCCGAGGAGCUGUCGUCCAUGGUUCUUGUAAAGAUGAGGGAGACCUGUGAACAGUUUUUCAACAAGAAAGUCAACCACGCCGUCAUUACUGUACCCGCCUACUUCAACGACGCACAACGACAAGCAACGAAGGAUGCUGGUCAAAUCGCAGGUCUCGAAGUGCUGCGGGUGAUCAAUGAACCUACCGCUGCUGCUCUUGCCUAUGGUUUGGAUCGUUCUGAUUCGUCAGUUAUUGCUGUCUAUGACCUUGGAGGCGGUACCUUUGAUAUCUCAAUCCUGGAGAUGCAGAAGGGUGUCUUCGAAGUCAAGUCAACCAAUGGCGAUACUCACCUUGGCGGUGAGGACUUCGACAUCAUUCUGCUCAACCACAUCUUGGCGGAGUUCAAGAAGGAGUCUGGCAUCGACCUGAGCCAGGACCGGAUAGCUAUUCAGCGCAUUCGUGAAACUGCUGAGAAGGCCAAGAUUGAGCUUUCGUCAACGACGCAGACGGAGAUCAACCUCCCAUAUAUCACUGCCGAUGCAUCUGGUCCCAAGCACAUCAACAUGAGGCUUGGACGUGUGCAGCUGGAGAACCUCGUGGAACCUCUUAUCAAGCGUACCAUUGACCCGUGCAAGAAGGCACUUUCUGAUGCCGGUGUGAAGACCAGUGAAAUUGACGAGGUCAUCCUCGUCGGUGGUAUGACUCGUAUGCCCAAGGUCUCUGACACGGUCAAGAGCAUCUUCGGUCGUGAGCCCAGCAAGGGUGUCAAUCCCGAUGAGGCUGUCGCCAUUGGUGCUUCCAUCCAGGGUGGUGUGCUCGCAGGCAACGUUACGGAUAUCCUGCUCCUUGAUGUUACGCCCCUAUCGCUUGGUAUCGAGACCCUCGGUGGUAUCAUGACCAAGCUCAUCAGUCGUAACACGACCAUCCCGACGAAGAAGUCCCAGGUUUUCUCCACUGCUGCUGAUGGCCAGACCGCCAUCGAGGUCAAGAUCUACCAGGGCGAGCGUGAGCUUGUCCGGGACAACAAACUCCUUGGCAACUUCAACCUUGUUGGCAUUCCCCCUGCUCCCAAGGGUGUUCCUCAGAUCGAGAUCACCUUCGAUAUUGAUGCUGACGGUAUCGUCAACGUAUCUGCCAAGGACAAGGCUACCAACAAGGACCAGUCCAUGACCAUCGCCUCGUCUUCCGGUCUUAGUGACAAGGAUAUUGAGCGCAUGGUUUCAGAUGCCGAGCAGUUCGCUGAAUCUGACAAGGCUCGUCGUGAUCUCAUCGAGGAAAGCAAUAAGGGCGAGUCCGUCUGCUCUGACACCGAGAAAGCCAUGAAUGAGUUCAAGGACCAGCUUGACGCUGCCGAAAAGGAGAAGGUGACCAAGCUUGUCACUGAGCUCCGCGAGCUUGCUGCCAAGGGCCAGGCUGGCGACGGUGCUGUUACCGCUGAGCAGAUCCGGGAGAAGAUCAACGAGACUCAACAAGCUUCGCUCGGUCUCUUCCAGAAGGUGUACGAGAAGCGGAAUGCUGAGAACGCCUCUUCGGAAAGCAGCUCGGAGACCAAGGAGGAGAAGAAGGAUUAAGCACCUUCGCCCACCUUAACUCUCAUCCUUACGCAGCUCCCAUCAUCUUUGCUGCAUCUUGGUUUCUCCCAUCGCAUUGCUGUUUCGUCA